Messenger RNA from Lactuca saligna, 522 nucleotides. Lineage: Eukaryota; Viridiplantae; Streptophyta; Magnoliopsida; Asterales; Asteraceae. The record is from the annotation of a GenBank genome assembly.
AUGGUGGUGACCUUGAGCAGAAGGCUGCCCGAUAACCUAUCGGCUGCUUCCUUUUUGCUUAUGUCUGCAGUGAUUGUCGGAGGGGAAGAGGGAAGUGAAGGUGGCAGUGUGGUGACGAGUGGUGGCUGCCACGUUUUCCUUUGUGUUUCUUGGAAGAAAAUGGACGAGAAAAAUGAUGGAAGGAGUGAAGAAGGUUUGAGGUAUGUUGGUGGAGUGGUUUUCGAUCCAAUGAGGGAGUUCCCGCUGAGAAUAUUAAAAGAAAUGUCGAGCAAACUCGUUUUGUUGAGUGUAUUAGCUCUAACUUUUAGCUACCUUGCGUUAGCCUAUGAGCCUAGCUCCCUCCAAGAUUUUUGUGUAGCCGAUCCCAAUUCGUCAGUGAAAGUAAAUGGUGUGACAUGUAAGAACCCGAUGCAAGUUCAAGCAGAGGAUUUCUUCUUCAGUGGGCUACACCUCAGGGGUAACACAUCGAACCAAUUGGGAUCAAAGGUGACCCAGUGUUUGCUGCUCAGUUACCAGGACUAA